Molecule: messenger RNA, 1868 nt
Organism: Aspergillus glaucus CBS 516.65
Lineage: Eukaryota; Fungi; Ascomycota; Eurotiomycetes; Eurotiales; Aspergillaceae
Product: acyl--CoA ligase
Exons: 6
Coding region: 42-1775 (577 amino acids)
Molecular function (GO): CoA-ligase activity
Source: RefSeq, a predicted model, not a curated record
CGCUUUCUCGUGCACGCCUGUUACAACAAAACCUCGUGAAUAUGGUGUUCACCCCUCCAUUAUGGGUGCCCCAGAUGCCUAUGGAUCCGCCCGACUCGAUCAGCAUCGCGGAGUUUAUGAGCAACGACAUAUACGGCCGAAAUCACGUUCAAGCUAAGGCUCGAAACCCAUUCACCUGCGGCUUGACAGGAAAAACGUAUACUGCGGCCGAAGUGGUUGAACGAGAACACUAUCUAGCUCGGGCGAUCUUCAAAAAUCUUAGUUUUGACCACGAGCAUUCCGAAUGGGACCGAGUGGUUGCGCUAUUCUCUUUGAAUACGAUCGAUUACAUACCUUUGACUCAUGCAGUUCAUCGCUUGUCUGGGAUUGUAGCGCCAGUAAACCCGGCCGCAUCAUCGUUGGAGCUGGAAUAUCAAAUCCAGUCAUCUAACGCUGUUGCCCUGUUCACAUGCGUUCCACUCCUGGAUGUUGCUCUCAAGGCUGCUAAGGCCGUUGGCAUGCCAAAUAACCGAAUUUUUGUCCUUCCUAUGCAAGCUGACGCGCAUAAUACCCCUUUCACGACUACGGACGAGCUGAUCACCGAGGGCAAGACGUUGCCGGCACUUCACCCAGAACGGUGGUCAAAGGGUCAGGGGACGAGACAGGUUGCUUUGUUAUGCUUCUCUAGUGGAACUUCUGGACUCCCAAAAGCUGUGAUGGUCACUCACUACAAUGUCAUUGCAAAUAUCAUACAACUCACCACAUACGAGAGCUUCUACCGAAAGCAGCACGGCAUCGAGUCCCAGACACUAUUGGGCUUGCUACCGUUCAGUCAUGCCUAUGGCCUCAUUGUCAUGGCUCAUGUCGCACCCUACCGCGGCGAUGAGGUUAUCGUUCUGCCCAAGUACAAGCUCGAGACGCUGUUAAUGGCGGUGCAACGGUUCCAAAUCAAACAGAUCAACAUUGCCCCGCCGAUUUUAAUUCAGAUGAUUGCCAAUCAUGAAACGUGCAGGAAAUUCGAUUUGAGAAGCAUCCGUUAUGUUUAUACCGGAGGUGCUCCUCUAGGCCAUGAGACGCUCAAUAAGCUCUCUGAACUGUAUCCGGAGUGGCAUGUUGGCCAGGUCUAUGGUAUGACGGAGACAGCGGUUGUCAUCACGUCGACCAGCGAGUCGGAUAUUUUCCCGGGAUCUGCAGGCUCUCUUCUUCCGUCUAUGAAAGCCAGAAUCGUGAGCAGCGCAGGAAAGGAAGUGAAGGAGUACGACACUCCUGGGGAGUUGGUAGUUCAAGGGCCUUCGCUUUGUCUUGGCUACCUGAACAAUGAGAAGGCCACCGCAGAGACGUUCGUUUGGGAUGAUGAAGGCCGGUGGAUUAAGACAGGAGACGAAGCUAUCGUGCGAAAAUCUCUGAAUAACCAUGAACAUUUCAUUAUCGUUGACAGAAUCAAGGAGCUCAUAAAAGUCAAGGGAAUGCAAGUCGCACCCGCGGAACUCGAGACACACCUUCUCACCCACCCAUUUGUCUCCAAUUGCGCUGUCAUCGAAGUCCCUCACGAAUCCUCUGGCGAAGUUCCUAAGGCGUUUGUUGUUAGGUCGAAGGAAUCGGUUGGAGAGUCCGAGCAAGAGAUGGCGAGGGUAAUCUGCGAAUACGUUCAACAGCACAAAGCACAUUAUAAGUGGUUGACUGGGGGAAUACAGUUCGUGGAGGAUAUUCCGAAGAGCUCAACGGGGAAAAUCAUUAGAAGAGCAUUGAGAGAACAGGAGAAGAAGGCAAGAAAGGCUAAUGAGGCAAACCUAUAGGAGUUCAUAUUUUUUUGAUUUUAUUUGAUUUAUUUUGAUUUAUUGUUUUUUUUUUAUCAAAGUCUUAUUUAUGUCCUAUUUUUAUUUUCCAUU